UUAACUUUCUUCAGCAGUCUGAAAAAAAUGAGAAUAAUAAACGAGAAGCUGAUGAAUGAAAUAUCAAGACAUCCAAAUGAUACUGAUAUGGUGGUGAACAAUGAUGCAGAGAUAAUUGCACUGGAGUUUGGAGAAAUUUUUAAAACUCUGGAAAUGAAGAAACGACAAUUGCUAGAAGAUGUUGAAAAUCAAAGAAGCAAGAAAGAGAAAGAAUUUCAGAUUUGGAAGAAAAUGAAAGAAAGUCACAAAAAGACCAUUGAGAAUUUUUUGAAGGAUUGUGAAAAGCUUGUCCAUGAGUGUGAUCCUCAGCGCUUCCUGGAGGUGGCCUGUGGCUUGAAUACAAGAAUGAAAACUCAUCUUGACCUUAUGAAUAUAGCAUCCAGCUAUGAAAAACCACAGGAGUAUACUCAAAAGAAGAUGGAUAUUAAACCUGUGGUUAAUGAAAUCUUGGCAUUAAAGUUAACGCCCGUUAACGUAGGCAUUGUUAAAGAUCUGCACUCUGGAGGAAGUGAGAACUCAAAAAAUACUCCAUUUAAAAAUAACAUAAAGCAAUGGCAGGAACAGAAGAAUAUACCUAACGCAUUUCUUCCUGUAGCAGGACAGGAGGAAGCACUCCCAGAUGGCAGCAGGAUCUCGACUCGCUUGAUGUCGAUAUCGGAAAUGUCAGCCUUUCAAAACAUGAGCCAUGAGGAAUUACGUUACAAAUACUAUAUGGAACGUCAGAAGCUCACUGAGGAGUUCAAGACACAGACUUUACCGGCAAAUAGAAAGUAUAAAUUUGUAACUGCUGAGGCUUUGAAGGGUAGGUUCUCAGUAACUACUUUUGUCUCUUCACCUACCAAAGCAAGUAACACAGAUAAAGCAAAAACGGGAGCCCUGCAAAGAGGAGAUGGCUUUGAGGGAAGCUUUUCUGGAGCAAGUAAUCACAGUAUCGCAUCCACAAAUGCAAAUUAUUCUGAAACAAAUGGUGACUUAAAAUUAUUUCAUGAGAGAAGUUCCCAGGGGGUAACCACUCCAGCCUUAUUAGAAAACUCUAAAAACUUAGUAAUUAAGGAAAUACUGCCAGUACAGUCAUCAGCAGCUGUUUCCAAUCAAAUGGACACAAAUUCUAGUACUUCAUCCAGCUUAAAACCAGCAGCAUCCGUAGCCGUUACUGUUUCAAAUUCAGAAUUUCUAGAUUCUUCUGGAGAGGAGCUUUCUGCUUCACCUUUUGCUUUCGGUGCAUGUAGCAGCUCACUGCCUAGGCUGACUAAAGAUGCAGGUACAUUUUCCUUGGAAAAGAAAGACAGGCAAUACGGUUUCCCUCAGUUUUAUCUAGGAAUAUGUGAUCAUGUGGAUAAAACCGAUAACCAGGAGCAAAACAAAUUUAGAAACCAUUUAUAUGGUCCAUUAACUAAAACUGCAGUUCCUGAUGCUUCAACCAGUUCUAAUUUAGACUCAGCAGAAAAUGAGAAGCCAGAUUCUUCAUUUCCCUUUCGCAAUUCAGACAGAGAUUGUAUUGCAGGAUUGGGCGUCAGUGAUUCAUUUAUUUUACCAUUGUCCUCAUUUUUUUGCCAAUCUGAGAAGUCACCUGACAAAAAUGCAUCAUCUCACAUGAAAGGAAAAACACUUUCUGCCCAGGAAACUGCAGAAUAUGGUGCCCAGAAACCAUCUGUCUUGUGGGAGCAAGAAUGUAAUGCCUCAGAAUCCGUCACAACUGCAGCUUGCAGCACUUCAGAAACCAACACUGCAGCAGGGGUGAAUGAUGUCUCUGAGUUCUCCCUUCACCCCAGUAAUAGUGUAUUUUCAUUCAAAAAUAACCCUCUUCUGUUCCCUUCACCAGUAUUUUCACUGGGAAGUAUUGCCAGGAAUAGCUCUGAUUCACUGACUUCCUCUGUGUUUUUGUCUGGAAAUGGUACUGAAAAGACAGGGAAAGAGAAGAUGAAAUCUCCUGACAAAACACCUCAAAAUCUAGGGAAGCUUUUAUCCUGUGCAGAGUCUCCUUCUAGACAUGGUCAUCCAAAACAUGAAGUUCCAUUCUUCCCUGUGAGUUCAUCCAAGAAAACUGAAAGUGCAGAAAUGCUUGCUGAUAGUAAUUCUUGUAGUCAGCCUUUAUGUUCAGUUGUCCCUCCUGUUAAAUAUGAGAAUGCAUCUUCUACUCAACUUCCUAUUACAGCAACAAAACAAGAAACAACAGUAAAAGAUGAAGAAAGUGAAACUGUUCCUGAGGACAACUCUUCCUGUCCUAGGAGGGAGGUUAAACCUGAGUCUGCAGCAUCUCAGAAUGCAGCUUGUUCUGCUCCUGGCACGUGCAGUGAUCCAUCUUCAGGAGGUUCUGUGCUGACACUGUGGGAGGCAGGAGGGGCACCGAAAGACAGUGAUUCUGACAGUGAAGAGCUAAGUCAGCUCUACUGUCUCUACUGA
This is a messenger RNA of Merops nubicus (carmine bee-eater), 2403 nucleotides long. RefSeq lists its product as uncharacterized. The annotation marks the transcript as partial. The record is from RefSeq and is a predicted model, not a curated record. Lineage: Eukaryota; Metazoa; Chordata; Aves; Coraciiformes; Meropidae. The transcript is spliced from 7 exons.